AUUUACUUUUCCCUCUAUCACUUUCCUGUAUGCUUGAUGCAGAAUAUAAAUUUUAAUUGAUUAUUUAAUCUCGUUGAAAUAAUAAUGUAAAUUUAAAGCAUUUCACAAAAUGUAUCACGUGGACCGCCAGGUGACGAGAAGUUGCGAGUGACGUGCAUAUAUAGGUAUAAUGUUUACAUGCAGUCAGUGUCGUACAGUGAGUCGCGUAGUUUCGAUGUUUGAGGUUAGGAAUGAGCUUCAUCUUCGAUCUUGUGAAAAAUGUCUUCCUCAGAAUGUUACAAAUAAUUUGGUUUGGCAAACGCAAAAUCUCGAAUUCUCUGAGUAUAUACGUUAAGACCAACACCGGGAAUACAUUGGCCGUCGAUUUAGAUCCAAAAUGGGAUAUUCGAAACGUGAAAGAAAUUGUUGCUCCGAAAAUGGGCAUCUCGCCAGACGACAUAAAAAUCAUUUUCGCUGGAAAGGAGUUGCACAAUUCUACCAUAAUCGAGGACUGCGACUUGGGUCAGCAGAGUAUUUUGCAUGCAGUUCGUACACCAAAGAGAUUAGAUAAAAAAAAUAUUCUCAACGACAGCAUUAGGGAAUCGAUUUCUGAAUCAGAUUUAGAUGACAGCACAGGUAGCAAGCCGCUGAAUGAAACUUUGACAGACUUGUCUCUGGAAGAAUCCAACGAAGAAGAGCAAAAGAAAGAAAUAAAGACGGAGGGACAAGGUAAAAAAGCUCACUUUUACGUUUACUGCUCGUACCCUUGCAAGUCAGUGGAAUUUGGUAAGCUGAGAGUUCGCUGUCAAGACUGCGGAGGUGGAGCAGUGACCGUAGACAGGGAUCCCCAGUCAUGGCCAGAUGUUUUGUUGCCUAAGAGGAUCACUGCUCACUGUGAAAAUCAAGAUUGCCUGGCACUGGUAAAUCCCGACGAGGAGAUAGAAUCACAAAUACACUAUGCUCAGUUCUUUUUCAAAUGUGCAAAUCAUGCAAGUCUAGGAGAGAAAGAUGAAGCCGUUCCACUGUACUUGAUCAAACCCAAUCUCGCCAAAAUUCCCUGCUUAGCUUGUACGGAUGUCCAAGAGACGGUCCUGGUAUUCCCCUGCGAAGCUGGUCACGUCGCCUGCCUGGACUGCUUCCGCAACUACUGCACGGUUCGACUGCAAGAGCGUCAAUUCGUGUUCGACGAUGAGUCGGGCUACUACACGCUGGCCUGUCCGGCGGGCUGCGCCAACUCCUUCAUUCGUGAAAUCCAUCAUUUUCGCCUACUGCCUCCGGCGCAGUACGACAGAUACCAGCGAUUCGGAACCGAGGAGUACGUCAUAAAAUCCGGAGGACUGCUCUGUCCGCAACCGGACUGUGGGAUGGGUAUCAUACCACCUUCGCCGGGGGACGGGUCCAGCGAGGAGGACUGUCGGAAAAUUCAGUGUAUCGGAGGAUGCGGGUACGUAUUCUGCAGAAGGUGCCUGCAGGGAUUCCACGUGGGCGACUGCGAGAACCAGCCCACCGCGUCGAACCCCAACUCGGCUCGUGACAGCUACGUGGUGGAUCCUCUAAGGGCCAAGGACGCCAAAUGGGACGAGGCCAGCAAGAAGACGAUAAAGAUAUCGACGAAACCCUGCCCGAAGUGCCGAACCCCGACCGAGCGAGACGGUGGCUGCAUGCAUAUGAUUUGCACGAGGGCAGGCUGUGGCUUCCAGUGGUGCUGGGUUUGCCAAGCCCCUUGGACGCGCGACUGCAUGGGCAAUCACUGGUUCGGAUAAUUCGCUCACGGCGAAUUGGCUGCCGCCGACGGCCUUUUUUCACUCUCUCUCUCUCUCUCUCUUGGCGUCGACGGCCUUUUUUUACAUCGCACACCUACGAUUUUGUAAAUAACCAGGCGACUACUAUAUUUUUUCUAGCGAGCGAAAGUUUUCAGUGUUAUACACGUAUACUCGGACGGGCUUGUCGUCGUGUAUAGCGAGGAUUUUUCAGAUGCGAGAAUAAAGUUUUUGUAAGAAUCUGCUCUUUUUA
This is a messenger RNA of Nasonia vitripennis (jewel wasp), 1992 nucleotides long. RefSeq names its product E3 ubiquitin-protein ligase parkin (gene park). The transcript has 8 exons. Gene Ontology annotation, biological process: negative regulation of protein phosphorylation; positive regulation of proteasomal ubiquitin-dependent protein catabolic process; protein polyubiquitination. Bases 231 to 1742 code for a protein of 503 amino acids. The record is from RefSeq and is a predicted model, not a curated record. Gene Ontology annotation, cellular component: mitochondrion; cytosol; endoplasmic reticulum. Lineage: Eukaryota; Metazoa; Arthropoda; Insecta; Hymenoptera; Pteromalidae. Gene Ontology annotation, molecular function: ubiquitin protein ligase activity; zinc ion binding; ubiquitin conjugating enzyme binding.